Messenger RNA from Ochlerotatus camptorhynchus, 635 nucleotides. RefSeq lists its product as uncharacterized. The coding region runs from base 1 to 504 and encodes 167 amino acids. The record is from RefSeq and is a predicted model, not a curated record. NCBI's taxonomy places the organism in Eukaryota, Metazoa, Arthropoda, Insecta, Diptera, Culicidae. The transcript has 3 exons.
AUGGAGCGCAUCCCCCGCCGGUUCAUUCUGUUCCAAGGCGCAGUCAUCGGUAUCUUUGCGAUGGUCAACGCGAUAUCGACAAUACAUUCGUUUAUAAUUGACCACCCGCACCCUGAACUUUGGGAUUACUAUAGCGAUAUCCAUGGCAUGACGGAAGUGAUUAUCCCUAGGGAGCUGUGCUGGGCCGUGGCUGCCGUGGCACUGUUGUACGGUAUCCACCGGCAGGACAUUCGUUUCUUCUACCCAAUCAUUGUCGUUGCCAUCGGGGGGCUGGUACUGGAACUGGUGCGGGAGAUAGUGCUGUUCUGGGUCCAUUCGUAUUCGUACAAGUUUUUUUACUUUACACUGUUAUGCAAUCCGGCUUUGAUCAUUUCGUUGAUUUGUAGAAAGAUCCACGGAACGAUGACGCUGAUGGCACUGAAGCGCCUCUUCGAAUCGGAACAGACUGCUGAUAACAAUUUCGUGCGGUUUAACGCGGAUAGUGAUGCGUGUGAAGCCGGCUAAGGAGACAGGAAUCGCUGACACAAAACACAGAUGAAUUGAAUUUGAAGGGUUCACAUUGAUUAUGGUUCAUACAUUGUUAUCAGUUCUCAGUUUUACAUUGAUUUUCAAUAUUAUAUUAUCUCGCUGCGAGA